AGCAUGGAAAGAGGUCACAGAGUUAGAUAAGAAGAAACAGGGAGUUGCUAUAGCCUUGUCCCUUCCUGAAAAUGAUGAGUCCAGGAUACGAGAAAAAGUGUUUGAUCAGCUGAACUUGGAGGAUCUUAAGGAAGAAACAGAGAAUAUUAGUAUGUUGCUGCAGCUCCAGACGUGGUUUGACUGAGCGACCACUGCAUAAUACUGGUAACAAUGGAGCUGGUAUUUAAACAUGUAAAUGUAGAGGUGGACAAGAAGUUAAUUUUGAACAAUGUGAGUGGACUGGCCAGUCCUGGGGAGCUGCUGGCUGUCAUGGGACCCAGUGGUGCUGGAAAGUCCACCCUGCUGAACACCAUAGCAGGUCGCAUUCCUUUAUCCUCAGGAACCAUAACUGUGAAUGGACACAGCAUUACCAAAGACCUUAGGAGAAAACUAUGUUAUGUUUUACAGCAGGACAUUUUCUUCUCCAGUCUUACACUCAGAGAAACAUUGCAGUUCACAGCCAAAAUAAGAUUACCCGACAAAAUGUCUAAUGAGCAGAUCACAUCGAAGGUUGAUGAAAUAAUCCAAGACUUGGAUUUGACGAGAUGUGUGGAUACAAUCAUGGGUGAUGUCUGGAUGAGAGGUUUAUCUGGAGGAGAGAAGAAAAGAGCCAGCAUAGCCUGUGAACUUGUCACUGACCCAGUAAUGAUUCUGUUAGAUGAGCCUACGUCAGGCCUGGACUAUAGCACGGCCUUCAGUCUGAUAGAAAUGCUGCGAUCUUAUGCCAGAGACCACAAUAAGACUGUUGUGACGACAAUCCAUCAGCCCUCCAGUAGCAUCUUCUACCAGUUCCACAAACUCCUGCUCAUCUCUGAUGGAGAGUUGGCGUACUUUGGAGACACGGGGAAAGUGGUUGAUUUUUUCCACAAAGCUGAUGUUUCUAUGGACUCCCAUUACAACCCAGCAGAUUUCAUAUUGGAAAAAUUAAAGGAAGAUGAAAAGACAAGAUUAAAAAUCGUUAGUGCUAUGGAUCAAAUGAGAAACAGUUCUAACUGGCCAGUAAAAUUAAGAAGCUCAGAAGAUUUGUUAGAUGAUGAAAUUCAACCUGAAACUGCACCCCCCGCGGACAUAAUGAUGGAACAGCCCUAUAACGAAAAAGACAGUGUACGUGUCAGUUUGAUUGAGCUGGACAAGACGGAUGACAAUACACAGGAUCAAAAAUGGCCCACUGGCUUCAUCACUCAAUAUACUCAACUGACAUUAAGAGGUUUCAAAACAUCAAAGUCCCAGAUUUUCAGCAAAUUCAAAUUGAUAGAAACUGUUACCUUGACUAUCAUUGUGAGCUUGAUCUGGUUCCAGCUGCCGAGAACUGAAGAAACGCUCAGGGACAGGAUGGGUUUGCUGUUCUACAUGGGCAUGCACUUGGGAUUCACACCUCUAUUUGACACAGUAAUAGCUUUUCCUUUAGAGCGGAUGGUGAUAACCAAGGAAAGGUUGGCGGGGUGGUACCGACUCUCGGCCUACUAUUUGGCUAAAAUGACCAGUGAACUAGUGCUUAUUCUUAUUCAGCCUCUGAUCUUCAUCACGAUCAUCUACUGGUGUGUGGGGCUAAAUGGAGUGUCAUCAUAUUAUGCCACACUGGGAACAUUGUGUCUACAUUCUUUAGCUGGACAGAGUGUGGGACUGUUCCUGGGAAUAGUGAGCAUGGACAUCAGAAAAGGAAUGACACAGGCCACCAUUUACAUCAUGGUUACAAUGUUACUCGGUGGAUUUUACACCAGAAGCCUGCCUGUCUGGUUGGACUGGAUGAAACAUCUGUCUUUCCAAUGGUAUACUUUCAGUGCUCUGUUGUAUCUGGAAUUUUAUGAUGGACCAGAUUUAAGGUGUGCUGUAAGGACUGCUGUCUCGGAGUCCCAAUUCAGCACCUGUCUGGACAGUAACUCCACUAGUAUCCCAUCCAGUGAGGUCCUGCAGUUCUACAGCAUCAAUUAUCCCUACUGGACAUACAUUCUACCAUUGUUUGCAUUUAUUUUCAUUUUUAGGAUAGCAGGAUACUUCAUUUUAAAGUUUAAACAAAAGCCAAAUCAAGCCAAGUGAUUAUUGUCAUCUUAUUUUUAAAGAAUUCGUCCCAGUACCAGUCCUGCCCCUGCACAAUCUGCCAUUGUUGCAUCCCAGUACCAGCCCUGCGCAAUCUGCCAUUGUUUCAUCCCAUUACCAGGCCUGCCUCCUGUCAGUCUGCCAUUGCUUCAUCCCAUUACCAGCCCUGCCUCCUGUCAGUCUGCCAUUGUUUCAUCGCAUUACCAGCCCAGCCUCCUGUCAAUCUGCCACUGUUUCAUCUCAUUACCAGCCCUGCCUCCUAUCAAUCUGCCACUGUUUCAUCCCAUUACCAGCCCUGCCCCUGCACAAGCUGCCAUUGUUUCAUCCCAGUACCAGCCCUGCCUCCUGUCAAUCUGCCAUUGUUUCAUCCCAUUACCAGCACUGCCUCCUGUCAAUCUGCCACUGUUUCAUCCCAGUACCAGCCCUGCCUCCUGUCAAUCUGCCAUUGUUUCAUCCCAGUACCAGCCCUGCCUCUUGUCAAUCUACCAUUGUUUGCUUUUAUACAUGUAUAUGUAGUGCGGUUUUAAAUGUUCUACAGUUCUUUUAUGGAAAGGUAACUGAGUAUUUCUGUAUUGAGGAAAUUUUGCAUCAUAACAGGUAGAUUAUAGUGUCUUUAAAGUUUGUUUUUUUUUUCAUUUUCUGGAGCAUGUAAUGUAUACAUGUAUAUAAGAUGGAGAGGUUAGAUAUUUAACAUGAUGUGAGCAUUCCAUUUUGAUAUAUUUAUAAGUAUUUACAUUUCAAGUGUUUUUGCCUUUGACAUCAUUACAGUUUUUAAUGAUAGCCAUUUCCUUGUGAAUGUGUGGCAGUUGUAAACAAUGCACAUAUGUAUCUUGAGGAGUUUAACAGCGGGGAAUUUUGACAGAAAUGAAAGUAGAUUCUGACAGAAAUGAAAGUAGAGUGUAACACACCUCAUGAAGUAUGAUGGUGUGAAGUGUCGCAGUUCAUACUAUCGGGGAUUUUCAAAAAUGAAAUUUAUUUCUUGAAUAGUAGUUAUAGAUAAAUUGGUUUUAUAUUUACACAGUUAUAUCCUCUUGCACAUGUUUAUUGUAGUGAUCGGUUUUAUAUCACUGUAAUGGGAAUCAUCAACACUUUUAGAUAAACUUUUGUUUUAUUACAAUUAUGUGGUGCAGUAUGAAAUAAGAAAGUUAGAAACUUCAAUGAACGGUGCAUCAUAUUAUUUUUUUAUAUAACAGUAUGUUUCUAACAGGAAUUGCUGUCCACAUGAUAAUCCAGUGGCCUUACAAUAGAUAUCCUAGAUAUACUCGUAGCUUUACCAUGGUUUUAACUAAUGAAACAAUAGGUGUGAAUUAUGUUUUGACGGUAAUAAUAAUGUGCUCUUUACCUGUGAUUUUCCUGCAAUGGAAAUAAGUGGGGUUUUUUUUAUUAAUAACUGAAUUUAACCUCUAUAUUAUAAAUCAUGUAUGUGUUUACAUUGAAUUCAAAAUGUAUACAUAGCUGAUUUUUACCUGUUUUAAAUAUGUUUUUAUUAUGAAUAUAUAUUUACCUUUUAUAACAGUGAAUUUCUGUUAUGAAUAUAAACGUAACUGAUCAUUUUUAAAGAACAUUUUAUUGAUUCAAUCAAUGCUUUGGGUCUCUUAAAAAGAUUUAUUGAUGAAGGCAUGGAUGAAAUGGAAUAUAUAGACUCAGCAUCUCAUCUCCUUCCUCUGGGUUAAAAGAAAAUGUUAAUACAUUAUGCUAUAUAUAUUUACAUAUGUAGUGAUAGUGCUGUAUGUUAAUACAUUGUGCUAUAUAUAUUUACAUAUGUAUUGAUAGUGCUGUAUGUUAAAUUAUUUUGUGGAAUAAUUUAGAUGACUAAGAAGCUUUUUGUUCAUAUUGUGAUAUGCAUGUAAAACCAGAAAUAUAAAAUGUUGAGAAUUCUAAA
Messenger RNA from Ostrea edulis (European flat oyster), 3958 nucleotides. RefSeq lists its product as uncharacterized. Bases 211 to 2076 code for a protein of 621 amino acids. Gene Ontology annotation, cellular component: plasma membrane. The transcript is spliced from 15 exons. NCBI's taxonomy places the organism in Eukaryota, Metazoa, Mollusca, Bivalvia, Ostreida, Ostreidae. Gene Ontology annotation, molecular function: ATP binding; ATP hydrolysis activity; ABC-type transporter activity. The record is from RefSeq and is a predicted model, not a curated record.